Messenger RNA from Rhagoletis pomonella (apple maggot), 3076 nucleotides. RefSeq lists its product as uncharacterized. The coding region runs from base 329 to 823 and encodes 164 amino acids. The record is from RefSeq and is a predicted model, not a curated record. Lineage: Eukaryota; Metazoa; Arthropoda; Insecta; Diptera; Tephritidae. The transcript has 2 exons.
UGCUUCAAAGAGGGACCUUGCGGUUCCAAGGACGUACCCAAGGGACUGCAAAGGUUACCUUCAGAGCAGUCAGGGGCAGCGGAGAAGGAAAAAGCACCUGUCCAGGAGUCCAUAGAGCGGCCCUGCUGCUCAGAAGACACUCCUGGCACGGAAAAGAGGGUACCUUCCAGCCCAGAGAAAUCAAAGGCCCCUUUCGCCCAAAAUCCCUUCCGUCCUCCGCUAAAUGCGAAUCGGAGACAAGGUCGAGGGGAGAUUUCAAUGGAGGAGAAGACCCUGAUGGCCACCAAUAGGGGGAAAAAGAUGGCCAAGCGGGCUUCAAGGCCGAAAAAUGGCAAACCCCCCAAGCGAUAGGCCUAGGCACAUCAAGUGCCUGCAAGUGAACCUCCAUCAUGCAAAGGCGGCCUCUGACGUCUUAUGCAGGAGGUUCAAAACAGAACUCUUGGAUGUCGCAUUCAUCCAAGAACCGUGGGUUUUCGCCGGGGCUAUUAAAGGCCUAAACGACUGUGAUGAGUUGACACAACAGGACUUAGCUGCUGUAUGGACUAAAGUGCCCACUCAAAUGGGAGAACAAGAGGUCGUUCUCGCUUCAGCUUACCUCCCAGGCGACAGCUGUGAGAUGCCCACAAGGGAAGUAAUAGCCCUAGAGGAGUACUGCAGAAGGAGAAAGCUGAAACUAGUCAUUACUGUGACGCCAAUGCCCAUCACUGUGUUUGGGGUAGCUCGGACACCAAUUCUAGAGGUGAGUCAUUUCUUGAAUUUAUCACUAAGAACAAUUUAUUUAUUCUUAACCGGGGUAAUGAGCCGACCUUUGUCAAUGCUAUAAGAGGGGAGGUUCUAGACUUGACAAUUUCCUCAACUAGCUUGUCGACCUUUAUCUCAAACUGGCAUGUCUCAAAUGAGGUAUCUAUGUCGGACCACCGGCAUAUUCGAUUCGAUAUAGAAGCCCAAAGAGUAACAAACCAUGUUUACAGAAAUCCCAGAAAAACAAACUGGGAUCUCUUUCGCCUCCACAUAGAGCGGAAAGUGAAUGGUUCUACGGCACCAAUUUCAUCCGUCUAUGAACUUGAGGACGAGGCGAGAAAGUUCCAAGAUGUUCUUAAACAAGGUUUUGAAGAGAGCUGCCCACUGAGAACCAAGAAGUCUCAAAGGGAUGUCCCUUGGUGGAGCGAUUCUCUCGGAAAACUAAGGAAAAGAGCCAGGAAACUUUUCAAUAGGGCAAAGUCAACAGGUGACUGGACCGCCUACAAGUCAGCCCUAACCGCUUACAACUGUGAGCUCAGAAGGUCUAAAAGGGCUACGUGGCGUGAGCACUGCGGAAGUAUUUCCUCUCUUCCAGAGGUGCAUCGCCUUCAGAAGGCCCUUAAACUAGAUCAUCUGAAAGAAGAAACCAGCAGGCUUCUGCUAGAAAUCCACUUCCCGGGAUGUAUUCCACAAGGCACAUGUCUUUCGACAAACACGGCGAACGCUGUGUGCGCAAACAGGAGGACUAGAGGCCUAGCAGGAAGAAUCGUCAGUGUGGAAAAGAUAUCGUGGGCCAUUUCAACCUUUAGUGCAUAUAAAUCCCCUGGUCCAGAUGGUAUCUACCCAUGCCUGCUGCAGCAGAGCUUGGGCUUAAUAUCUGGGCCACUAGUCAGAUUGCUGAGAGCAAGUCUCUUACUUGCUCACAUACCAACAACAUGGAGUGAAGUCAAAGUGGUCUUUAUACCCAAAGUGGGGAAAAACUCAGCACAACUCCCAAAGGCGUAUAGGCCAAUUAGCCUCAGUUCCUUUCUAGUAAAGACACUAGAAAAACUUAUUGACUUUCACAUAAGGGAUAACUUUCUCAGGAAUAAGCCUCUGUGUCAGAGUCAGCACGCAUACCAGGCAGGCAAAUCUACUAUUACUGCAAUACAUAGCCUAACUCAAGUCAUUGAAAAGGCAUUGCGGUAUAAACAGAUAGCUUUGUGUGCAUUCCUGGACAUAUCAGGUGCUUUCGACAAUACGUCUUAUGAAGCAAUAUCGACAGCUAUGAUACGAAAGGAUAUUCCUGUCCUUCUAACGGAUUGGAUCAUAAGCAUGUUGAGGUCCAGAACCAUAAUAGCGGAACUAGGAGACAACAGGCAAGCAGUAAAUGCCACCCGUGGCUGUCCUCAAGGGGGAGUCUUAUCGCCCCUACUUUGGACACUGGUUGUUGACGAACUUCUUGAAAAGCUAAAUGGCAAUGGAUUCAAGGCAUAUGGAUAUGCAGAUGACCUAGUCAUCUACGUUGUCGGCUGGCAUGAGGACACAAUUUGUUCCAGAUUGCAAGCUGCGCUCAGUCUAACGGAAGACUGGUGUGCUUCAAAGGGAUUGUCAAUAAACCCGCAGAAGUCCACCGUUGUCCCAUUUACCAAUAGAAGGAAAGUCAACUUGACUAAACCCACUUUGGCAGGGACAGAAAUUGAGUUCUCAGAAGAGGCGAAGUAUCUAGGGGUAACUCUGGACAAAAGGCUCAAUUGGAACUCACAUCUCCUUAACAUUACCAACAAGGCUACAAGGGCGUUUUAUGCCUGCCAGAGACUCCAUGGUAAAACUUGGGGAAUAUCACCCAAACUAACGUAUUGGUCUUUCAAUACGAUCGUGAAACCUGUUGUCACAUAUGCGGCACUGGCCUGGUGGCCAAAAGCAAAGAAAGCAAGUGCGUGUGCCACCUUGAGCAAGCUACACCGCUUGAUCUGUGUGGCCAUCACAGGAGCUAUGCGCACCUGUCCAACGGAUGCCCUCGGUAUAAUUACAGGCAUUCCUCCUCUAUCUAUUCUGAUAGAAAAGGAGGCCUGCUGGAGCUCCAUACGGCUGCCCAAUGUAAUCAGCAUGAAGAGUGGAGAUCUUUGGGGUCACUUGGAGGUUCUCAAGCCUUUUCUGGAUGAUCCCGCUAUCAAGCUCACAGAUAUCAUGCUACCGAAAUUAUCCUUUGAUAAGCCCUACAAGGUCAGAAUUCCUGAAAGGGACUGCUGUAAAGCGAUAAUAUCUAUGAUUGACAAAGGGUCCCAAGUAUGGUAUACCGAUGGAUCAAAGAUGGAAGACGGGAGUACUGGGGCAGGCGUGCUUGGACCAAGGU